Molecule: messenger RNA, 1027 nt
Organism: Argentina anserina (silverweed cinquefoil)
Lineage: Eukaryota; Viridiplantae; Streptophyta; Magnoliopsida; Rosales; Rosaceae
Product: zinc finger protein GIS3
Exons: 1
Coding region: 114-857 (247 amino acids)
Biological process (GO): trichome morphogenesis; cytokinin-activated signaling pathway; trichome differentiation
Cellular component (GO): nucleus
Molecular function (GO): DNA-binding transcription factor activity; transcription cis-regulatory region binding
Source: RefSeq, a predicted model, not a curated record
CAACAACUCCACUACAUCCUCAUUUGAGUCAUUUCCCCUUCUUUCUCUUCCCUUCUCUCUCUCUGUAACCCUCAUCUUGAAGCUCUCUCCCUUUCUCUCUCUGUGUUCCUAGGAUGGCAGAGGCUGCAGAAAGAGAGCUACAAUAUCAAACCAGACCAAUCUACACCUCCAACACUAGUAGUGCUCCUGCUUCUGCUGCUACUAGUCCUACCACCACGCGCUUAAAACUCUUUGGCUUCAGUGUCGACCAGCCCCAAGAAGACGUCGACGAAGCCGUUGUGCUCGACUCCAACAAGACCACUCCUUCCGGAUCGCCGGAAUCCGGCGCGUUUUCCACCGCCGGCGACCGGAAGUACGAGUGUCAGUACUGCUGCCGAGAAUUCGCCAACUCGCAAGCGCUCGGCGGCCACCAGAACGCGCACAAGAAGGAGAGGCAGCAGAUCAAGCGGGCCCAGCUUCAGGCCAGCCGUAACGCUGCCGUUUCGUACGCGCGCAACCCUAUAAUAUCCGCCUUCGCGCCGCCGCAUCACCUGUUGGCGCCGACGGGGUCGGUGAUGGUUCCGGCGGCGUCUCCUGCAUCCCCCUCGUGGGUGUACGUGCCUCGCUCUGCAACGCAGUUCCAGGUGUCCCACGGGUGUGUGUUUCCGGCAGCCUCGGGGAAUGGGAGGGUUGGAGGAAGUUAUGCCUACGGCGGAAGCGGCGGAGCGGAGUCGGCAUUGACGAUGAUGGGGCAGCAAGUGCAGCAGGGCCACCGGGCCCAUGGAAGAGCGGAUGGGCCUUCGUUGAGUAGGUUCACGGGGGAUGGUGGGCCUAGUUUUGAUGAUGGGCUGGGCUUGGAUUUGCAACUUAGCCUCUGACUCCCCGCUCCUCCGGCAUGAGAAGUGACAUCGUCUCCAUUUUAGAUUCAGCUGGGCACGUAAUGUUUAUUUCAGUAUUGAGAUCUUGUACAUUUUCCAAUUUUAUUUAUUUAUUUCAUUUUUAAGAAAACAUUUUUGAAUUUGGAGUAGCUUACCCUCUUCUACUGUCA